AUGGACAGCCCAUCCGAUGCUGCCUCCCACGCGCCACCUCGACCCCUCUACAAUGCAGGCACACUGGGCAAGAUACGCCAGCUUGUUGGUGUCGCUACCCUCUGCAUGGCGAUGCUCCUCACCCAGUCAUCUCUAGGUCAAUCCGUCGUGCCCAUCCGCAGCAUCGCCCGCACAUUCGACGUUGAGCACUCCGACGCGCAGCAGUCGUGGUUCGCUGCCGCAUUCUCCCUCACAGUCGGCACCUUUGUGCUGCCUGCAGGUCGCAUCGGCGAUCUUGUCGGUCACAAACCCGUCGUCAUCAUCGGAUACGCCGUCCUCGGUUUGUGGUCCCUUCUCGCUGGCCUUUCCCACUACACCGGGUCGUACAUCUUCUUCGACGUCUGCAGAGCCAUGCAAGGCUUGGGAUGUGCCAUACUGCUACCCAACGCGCUCGCCAUCUUGGGCAGAGUCUUUGCGCCUGGCUCGUACGCAAAGCAUCUCACCUUUUCCGUUUUCGCCGCCACCGCACCCAACGGCUUUCUGGUCGGCGCCCUGUUCACCACGCUGAUGGACAUGAACAGACGGAUGGGUUGGUGGUGGGGCUUCUACGUCAUGGCCAUCACAUCGGCGCUUUUGGCGGCACUCUGCUCUUUCGCUCUACCGAAUGAAGACGAGAUGCGUGCUGUCAGCGCGUCGUGGAAGCUUGACCGCAAGGACGACAGCGACCAACCGUCUUCAGACGCAGCCAGCCUGGGUCCGAUGGAUGACAUCUCGCACAAGGACGCUCCGCUAUGGAAGCGCCUGGAUUUGUUUGGCACCUUGACUGGUGUCACAGGCCUUGUCCUUUUCAACUUUGCUUUCAACCAAGCGCUCGUCGUGGGCUGGUCGACGCCCUACGUAUACGCCCUUCUCAUCGUCGGAGUUCUCUUCAUAGGCAUUUUCAUCUAUGGCGAAGGCAAAGCAGCGUUCCCGCUCCUUCCGACCAGCGUCUUCCACCUCUCGGGGUCCUUGAUCCUGAUCAGCUUGGCGAUGGGCUGGGCAGGCUUCGGUAUAUGGAUGUUUUACAAUAUCAACCUACUAGCCCAGAACGUACGCGGAUAUUCACCCAUCUUUACCAUCCUCAGCUUUGUGCCAGCCGGCGUAGCGGGCAUUAUAGCGGCUUUCAGCUCUGCUCAGAUCCUCGGACGCACGAGCCCUGCGUUCAUCAUGCUGCUCUCUUUGCUCGCCUUCUGCAUCGGCAGCAUCGUCUCCGGCGCCACACCGGUACGCGUCGAAGCACUGCCAUACAUCUCCUCGGCCAUCAUGCCGUUCGGAAUGGACAUGUCGUUCCCUGCCGCGAGCAUCAUCCUCAGCGACCUCCUGCCGGCUCAUCAGCAAGGCACCGCAAGCAGUAUCGUGAAUACUGUGGUCAACUACAGCAUUGCUCUGGGUCUCGGUUUCGCCGGUGUUGUCGAAACGCACGUCAACGACGGUGGGAGAGAUGUGUUGAAGGGAUAUCGUGGUGCGGGGUAUAUGGGGAUCGGAUUCACAGGCGCGGGAGUUGUGUUGGCGUUGAUCAACUGGGGUCUACACCUGCGGCAGAGCAGGAAAGACAGAUCCCAAGGCAUGGGUCAGAAUGAAGGCGAGAAGGCUUAA
This is a messenger RNA of Pseudozyma hubeiensis SY62, 1614 nucleotides long. Its product is annotated as drug resistance protein. The transcript has a single exon. Gene Ontology annotation, biological process: transmembrane transport. Gene Ontology annotation, molecular function: transmembrane transporter activity. Gene Ontology annotation, cellular component: membrane. The coding region runs from base 1 to 1614 and encodes 537 amino acids. The record is from RefSeq and is a predicted model, not a curated record. NCBI's taxonomy places the organism in Eukaryota, Fungi, Basidiomycota, Ustilaginomycetes, Ustilaginales, Ustilaginaceae.